AUGUUGAAGAAAAAGAUACCUUUAUCACCGCCCACCGUUGCCAAACUCAAGAAAUAUAGAGUGAUGUUGAGAGAGUUGGGUAAAUGGAGGAACUCUUUAAGAAAGCGGUGUCAAUUACUUGUGAAUCAAACAGGCGGUAGCUUUUGGAGUGGUAUGAACGACGCGUUCUGUCAGUGUUUCAAGAGAUCAUGACUGUCACUGUCACCGUGCAAGAGGGUAUAAAUGAAGUGGACACGGGUAUAAAGUUUGAUUUGCAAUUCAACUACGACGACGACGACUGUGACUAUAAGGAUUCAACCGAGUGUAGACUCACAAUAGUUCAACUGUUUCAGUGGUUGCGUAUACGUGUGGUGGAACCCUUGUGGUGAUUAUGGAGACGUUCUUAAUGGUGAAACCCGAUGAGUUUCGAGCUUUGGUAGAUUAUUACAAGGGAAAAAUUACUAAAAGUACUCUUCUGGACAAAGCCGCACGCGUGGCCGCCGAAGCAAAACUGUUAUUAGAAGAUACAUCUACUCCUGCUGCUUUAAAAGAACCUGUGGUAAAAGAAUUGUUAAUGCAAGAACGCAAGCUUACUGACAAAUUGAGACAGAUUCCUAUCGCCGGUGGUGUAGAACCUCCACCUCGAGACGAUGAUGGUAAUCUCAUGGAGGGGUUGCAAGAGGGAUUGUUAAAAGAACUCAUUAAAUCCAUAAAUAUGAGGGGACAAGCCGCCGUACCACAGAUGACACUCAAGAGGGAACCUGUCACACCUGUGGGGAUCAAGAACGAACCCGUCACCCCUGCGAAACCGGGAACGUCCAAGAUUCCUUUUCUCACAGCUCCAUCCCAAAAGAUACAAAAAACGAAACGAAAGCUUCCUGUUCCCACACCGCAAAAGCAUCGCACGGAGUUGGAACGACUCAAAGAAUUUGGUAACUGGGAACCUUGGGAAAAGAGAGGUUACGACCCGUAUCAAGUGUUUGAAGAUGACGAAACGCCAAAGUCAAAGAAAGGCAAAGGGAGGGGCAAGAACCGUCCAAGCUAA
Pocillopora meandrina is the source of this 1024-nucleotide messenger RNA. NCBI's taxonomy places the organism in Eukaryota, Metazoa, Cnidaria, Anthozoa, Scleractinia, Pocilloporidae. The record is from the annotation of a GenBank genome assembly.